Messenger RNA from Myripristis murdjan (pinecone soldierfish), 2092 nucleotides. Its product is annotated as ras and Rab interactor 2-like. The transcript has 6 exons. NCBI's taxonomy places the organism in Eukaryota, Metazoa, Chordata, Actinopteri, Holocentriformes, Holocentridae. The record is from RefSeq and is a predicted model, not a curated record. The coding region runs from base 181 to 1935 and encodes 584 amino acids.
AGGAGCCAGGGAGGAAAACUGAUUCCCAGAUCAGAUCUGGGAACUCGAGUUAUGACAGGCCGAAGUAUUAGUAGUGUUGGCUUUCGUUACAGGAAAACUGGUGGAAGAAUAAAAAUAACCAUGAGGAUGUCAGUAUAAACUGGAUUUGCAGUGAAUACAGAGACGGAUCGGGGCAACGAGAUGGCACAGCAGGAGGAGCCUCUGUAUGAUUUCCCGGAGCCCACCCAGCGGUCUGAGCACAAGUUUACGGGACACCAAAGGAAGCAGGGCUCUCUGAGGAACAUCAGCAUAUUGGACCGUCUCCUACUGUCACUUCCGGUGUGGCUGCAGCUAUCAAUUAACCCUGCCACCGCACUGCACAUACUGCAGAGGGAACCGCCUGGGACAUUCCUGGUGCGUAAGUCUCGUACGUCCCGGAGAAAUGUGCUGUGUGUCCGUUUGGCAGACAACAGCGUCCCAUCCUUUGUUCAGCAGUUUGGCAUCCGGGAGGAACACUCCACUUUGUCUCUUGAGACGUCAGCCAUCAGUUUUCCAGACCUCCCGAGACUCAUUGCCUUCUACUGUGUCAGCAGAGAUGUAUUACCCUUCCCUUUGGAGCUUCCUGAAGCCAUUGCCAAGGCGACAUCCCACAAAGAGCUUGAGUCCAUCUCACAUAUGGGAAUAGAGUUCUGGAGUUCCCAGCUAAACGUCCGUGGCCCACGGGAGACUCCUAAAGCCUGCAAUGAUAAGGAGAAGAAGCCAGACAUCAUAGCCGGAGUCCAGCCGGGUGGUUCUGUUUCGCAGCCUGAUUCAGCCUCCCAGUCUGACCCAGCCAACCAGGCCAGUGCGACACCCGGGCCUGACAGAGAUGCCAAGCAAUCAAAGCCCAAUCCCACUCUGUUCCAGGAGUUCUGUCCAAUCAGGACACGUAGUCCCAAAGAGCUGAACUAUGGCCCUGGCCUGGGCGCGCUCUGCUUCAUCAACCCCCUUUUCUUGCAGUCUCAGAACGCCCUGCACAGACGGCGCAUGUUCACGCGCAGCUUCAAGGUCCGGGUCUCCACAGAGACCUCAAGUCCACUGUCGCCACCCCUUGCUCCGCCUCCUCCGCCACCGCUAAUGCCCAAAACCAAAGGGAGAUGUAAAGCCAAGGCCCGGACACAGGGACAAGCAGGCAAGGGUCUGUCCCAGAGUCACAACCCAGGUGAUCCCAUGUCCCAGGACACCGAAUUCCAGUUCGCAACGCAACCCAAAGCGGCCCAAGCCCAGUCACAGCCUCUCCAGUCCCAGCUUCAAAUGGAGGAACAGGGUGAGACUCAAAAGGAUCCAGGCCAAAGCCAGACUGGAGCAGAGUUACAGGAGCCUGCAGCUCAGUCCUCAACAGCCACGACCACAACACUGACAGAGAAUCUCACAGAUGACUCAGACUAUUUGCAGCCCUCCCCAAGUGUCAAUAUCUCCCUUUCACCCUCCCUGCCUCCUUAUCUCUUUCCUUCCCUGCCUUCCAAAGCAUCUCUCUCCCCAUUUCGCGAGGUAUCUCCUUCAGUCUCUCCACGCGACUCCCCUAGUGUCUCCCCAUCUCUCUCGCCGUAUCAGUCUCCCUCUCCCUCAGUCCCUUUCUGCCUGUCUCCAUUCACGUCUCCAUCCUUUCCUGAAAUGGUUGAGGACGCCUAUCACACGCCUACUACUCCUUUGAGACUAGACCUGAAAAGAAAAGAGGGAGAUGAUGAAGAGAGGGGAGCAAGUGAAGAAGAAGAAGAAGAGGAGGAUGAGGAGGAGGAGAAUGAUGAUGAUGAAACAGAGGAGAAGAUGGGUUUGCUUUUACAACAGAUUGUGUUUCAUUCGCUAAAUGAAACACAGAGUUUCAGUUCCCUCAGCAGUCUGGAGGAAGAGGAGGCAGACACCCCACCACCCUCACCCCUUCUACAGGACAGUGGAACAAGCUCCAGUCAAAGCUAGAAACAAACAACACAGGACUAUAUUCUGUUAUGUUAUGAUGCAACUUUGUACUGAACUGCUCCACUGAGAAUUAAUUUGUGACUGACAGUGAUUACCAAUGUGUAUUGAUACAUUUUCUCAUUCUUUAAUGCUAAUUUGUUGUAAACGUUUUGUACUU